UUCCUUCCACGUGGAGCUAUCUGUGCGUGCUUGGCGCUUUCGUGCGCUCAUUCUCCGUCUCGUCGCGUCCGCCGCAAGCAGCAAGGAAGCAAGAAACUUCUCCUCUCUCUCAAUCCUCAGCCAUGUCGCUCGACUUUUCCAAGGUGGAGAACAACCCCGUGCCGCUCAUCGCCGAGAAGCACAACCCGAACGUGGCCUUCGUGGUGUACCGCAACAAGAACAAGAACGUGGUCGUGUACGCCGUGAACCUGCUGGAGGACGGCACGCUGAACCCGGAGAACCCGCUCGACGUGUACUGGAUCAUGUUCGAGCAGGACGGCGCCCCGCGCGAGGAGCUCAACAUGAUCGAGCGCAACACGGCGUACGGGGCCACCGUCAAGCCGCGCGAGGGCCACCCGGGCGAGUUCGAGGUCACGCUCACGUCGCUCAAGGACCGCGUCAUCUACCUGUCCAUCGUGGACGGCAAGCCCGUGGGCCGCGGCUCCAUCAACGGCCAGGACGGCUGCACGCUCGAGCGCGUGUUCGUGUACUCCACCACGUCCUGGGGCAUGCCCAAGGUGCAGCACAUCGAGAUCCACGGCAAGGACGCCGCGGGCAACGCCGUCAUGGAGAAGAAGCUGCCCUAAGCGAGGAGCGAACUGCUCUCUCGCAACGGUGGCACAAGGGUAGCCCUCUUCCUUUCUACAUGGAGGCUUGGGCUCCACAACUACACAAAACAACACAUUGUAAUAGAAAAAAAUGGAACACCAAGUGAGAAAGU
This is a messenger RNA of Phytophthora sojae, 760 nucleotides long. RefSeq lists its product as hypothetical. The record is from RefSeq and is a predicted model, not a curated record. Lineage: Eukaryota; Oomycota; Peronosporomycetes; Peronosporales; Peronosporaceae. The transcript has a single exon. The coding region runs from base 123 to 626 and encodes 167 amino acids.